Phyllostomus hastatus (greater spear-nosed bat) is the source of this 1981-nucleotide messenger RNA. RefSeq names its product 5-hydroxytryptamine receptor 2B (gene HTR2B). NCBI's taxonomy places the organism in Eukaryota, Metazoa, Chordata, Mammalia, Chiroptera, Phyllostomidae. Gene Ontology annotation, molecular function: G protein-coupled serotonin receptor activity; neurotransmitter receptor activity. The record is from RefSeq and is a predicted model, not a curated record. The transcript has 4 exons. Bases 323 to 1759 code for a protein of 478 amino acids. Gene Ontology annotation, cellular component: dendrite; plasma membrane. Gene Ontology annotation, biological process: smooth muscle contraction; regulation of behavior; chemical synaptic transmission.
GGAGGGCUUCAGUCACGCAGCAAGAAGGUCUACUGAGCAGAUAAGGGAGAUGACCAAAUAACAGCUAUCGGUUUCUUUCACUAAGCCUUCUGAAAUCUGAGCCUCUGUAGAAUACUAAGCACUUGGGUCUUACCUACAGACAUGGAUAGAUGCAUUUAUGUUCUCAUGUUAGAGAACUUGAAAUUGUUUUUAAAGGAAGAAGUCAACUUGGACUUCGAGUACUUGGCAUGGGUACAAUGCCUUAAAAAAGCAGAUGACCAGCUUAGCUACUGACCAUGCUGACCAUUGUCUGGAAUUGGAUCAAAUCACAGAAAAACAGUGAAUGGCUUUCUCUUAUACAACAUCCGAACAAAGCACAAUUCCUGAGCACAUUUUGCAGAGCUCAUUUGAUCACUUAAUCUCUUCUAACUGGUCUGGAUCACAGACAGAAUCGAUACCAGAGGAAAUGAAACAGAUUGGCGAGGACCAGGGAAACAAACCGCGCUGGGCAGCUCUUCUGAUACUCAUGGUGAUAAUUCCCACAAUUGGUGGAAACAUCCUUGUUAUCCUGGCUGUUUCACUGGAGAAAAAGCUGCAGUAUGCUACCAAUUAUUUUCUUAUGUCCCUGGCAGUCGCUGAUUUGCUCGUUGGAUUGUUUGUGAUGCCGAUUGCCCUCUUGACAAUAAUGUUUGAGGCUAUGUGGCCCCUCCCACUUGUUCUGUGCCCUGCCUGGUUAUUUCUUGACGUUCUUUUUUCUACUGCGUCGAUUAUGCAUCUCUGUGCCAUUUCAGUGGAUCGGUAUAUAGCCAUCAAAAAGCCAAUCCAGGCCAAUCAAUAUAACUCCCGAGCCACAGCAUUCAUCAAGAUUGCAGUGGUGUGGUUAAUUUCAAUAGGCAUUGCUGUUCCAGUCCCUAUCAAAGGGAUAGACACUGACGGGAGUAACCCAAACAUCACUUGUGAACUGACAAAAGACCGCUUCGGCAGUUUCAUGCUCUUUGGCUCCCUGGCUUCCUUCUUCACGCCUCUGGCGAUCAUGAUCGUCACCUACUUUCUCACUAUCCGUGCUUUACAGAAGAAAGCUUACUUCGUCAGAAACAAGCCACCUCAACGCCUGACGUGGCUGACUGUGUCCACAGUUUUCCAAAGGGAUGAAACACCUUGCUCAUCACCCGAAAAGGUGGCAAUGCUAGGUGACUGUAACAAGGACAAAGCUCUGCCCAACUUAAGUGAUGACAUACUUAGGCGAAGAAUGUCCACAGUCGGAAAAAAGUCACUGCAGACCAUUUCCAAUGAGCAGAGAGCCUCAAAGGUUCUAGGGAUUGUGUUUUUCCUCUUUCUGCUUAUGUGGUGCCCCUUUUUCAUUACAAACAUAACUUUAGUUUUAUGUGAUUCUUGCAACCAGACUACUCUCAAAAUGCUGCUGGAGAUAUUCGUGUGGAUCGGCUAUGUUUCCUCGGGAGUGAACCCUUUGGUCUACACCCUCUUCAACAAGACAUUUCGGGAUGCAUUUGGCAGAUUCAUCACCUGCAAUUACUGGGCCACAAGAUCAGUAAAAAGUCUAAGAAAAUGUUCCAGUAAUAUCUUCCGGAAUCCAAUGGCAGAGAGCUCUAAGUUUUUCAUAAAACAUGGAAUGCGGAAUGGGAUUAAUCCUGUCAUGUACCAGAGCCCACUGAGGCUCCGAAGUUCAACCAUUCAGUCUUCUUCAAUCAUUCUACUAGAUACACUUCUCCUCACUGAAAAUGAAGGUGACAAAACUGAAGAGCAAGUCAGUUAUGUAUAGAAGAAGUGGCACAGCUUCCAUCUAAUGUAAUGAUGAGUAGGACAAUGAAGCAGAUAUAAAUGCACCAAGAAUUAUAUAAAGAACUUAACUCAUUUAUCAUACCAUCUCUGUACACUAAGAGUUACACAUCAAGAUUACCCAAUUGUUUUUAUUUGGACACAGUUACUUCAUGAAAAAAAGAAUUUUGGCUCUGACUGGUGUGGCUUAGUUGGUUUGGCAUCA